Molecule: messenger RNA, 1690 nt
Organism: Poecilia latipinna (sailfin molly)
Lineage: Eukaryota; Metazoa; Chordata; Actinopteri; Cyprinodontiformes; Poeciliidae
Product: exostosin-1b-like
Exons: 12
Coding region: 1-1602 (533 amino acids)
Cellular component (GO): membrane
Molecular function (GO): glycosyltransferase activity
Source: RefSeq, a predicted model, not a curated record
AUGUCAGGGCUGGUUGUGGGAGACAACAGCCGGCGCUGCCAUGGAGACCGCUGUGGAGUGCGGCUGCAGAGGAUGACUGCCGCGCUCACAUUCGCUCAAAAUGUCAAAACACCCGAGGUAGGGGUGGAGGAGUCACGCCUGGACCUGAUCACUAUCAACCUGCGAACUGCCGGCAUCAACCUGUUUGAGCUGAACAAGAGCGAGCAGCUUAACUCUCAGCCGGUGAGGCUGCUGGUGCUGAACUCCAACACUAAUCGAGCUUUUCUCCUUCUGUUUUCUCUCCCUGCGCCGGCCGUCCCCCAACAUCGACCAACUCCGUCCAGAUAUGACUACAAGGAGAUGCUCCACAACUCCACCUUCUGCUUGGUGCCCCGCGGCAGACGUCUGGGCUCCUUUCGGUUCCUCGAGGCGCUGCAGGCUGCAUGUGUGCCAGUGAUGCUGAGUAACGGAUGGGAGCUUCCUUUUUCGGAAAUCAUCGACUGGAACACCGCUGCAGUCAUCGGCGACGAGAGACUCCUCCUGCAGAUCCCGACCACGGUGCGCUCCAUCCACCAGGACAAGAUCCUGUCGCUCCGACAGCAGACUCAGUUCCUCUGGGAGGCGUACUUCUCCUCUGUGGAGAAGAUAGUGCUGACCACGCUGGAGAUCAUCCAGGACCGAGUGCUGGAGCACGGCUCCAGGAGCAGCCUGAUGUGGAACAGCCACCCUGGAGGCCUGUUUGCCUUGCCGCAGUACUCCGGAUACCUGGGAGACUUCCCCUUUUACUACGCCACACUGGGUAUUAAACCGUACCCCAAGUUCACUGCAGUCAUCCACGCCGUCUCCCCUCUGGUGUCCCAGUCCCAACCCAUUCUCAAGCUACUGGUAGCUGUGGCCAAAUCCCAGUACUGCGCUCAGAUUAUCGUCCUGUGGAACUGCGACAAGCCGCUCCCGGCCAAACACCGCUGGCCCGCCACCUCCGUGCCCGUCAUCGUGAUCGAGGGAGAGAACAAGGUCAUGAGCAGCCGCUUCCUGCCGUACGAGUCCAUCGUGACAGACGCUGUCCUCAGCCUGGACGAGGACACCGUGUUGUCCACCACAGAGGUGGACUUUGCUUUCACCGUCUGGCAGAGUUUCCCGGAGCGGAUCGUGGGUUAUCCGGCCCGCAGCCACUUCUGGGACAGCAACAAGGAGCGCUGGGGCUACACCUCCAAAUGGACCAACGACUACUCUAUGGUUCUGACCGGCGCCGCCAUGUUCCACAGGUACUACCACUUCCUGUACACCCACUACCUGCCCAGCAGCCUGAAGAACAUGGUGGACCAGCUGGCCAACUGCGAGGACAUCCUGAUGAACUUCCUGGUGUCGGCCGUCACCAAGCUGCCGCCCAUCAAGAUCACACAGAAGAAGCAGUACAAGGAGACCAUGAUGGGGCAGUCUUCUCGGGCGUCCCGCUGGGCCGACCCGGACCACUUCGCCCAGCGGCAGACCUGCAUGAACAAGUUCGCCAGCUGGUUUGGCGCCAUGCCGCUCGUCCACUCCCAGGUGAGGCUGGACCCCGUGCUCUUCAAGGACCAGGUCUCCAUCCUCCGCAAAAAAUACAGGGACAUCGAGAGGCUCUGACAGGACCGCCGCCCCCUCGGGGGAGACUCCACGCAGGGGGAGGCGCGCGACAGAGACUCCGUGGAGAGCCGGCGGAGCAGCCGCACCA